AUGCGUCAUGCUUUGGAUUUAUUGCUGGAAAUUAAAAUUAUUGUAGCAAGUCUCACAUAUGAUGGUUGCUCAACUAAUUUAUCAACGUCUCAAAAUUUAGGUUGUUCUUUUGAUGUUGAUAAAUUAAAUAUUAAAUUAACUUCUUGUACCAAAAAUAAUGCUAAUGCCGAGAUUGUAGUUCUAUUAGAUGAUGUACAUAUGAUUAAACUAGUGCGAAACUCGUUUUCUGAACAAAAAAUUUUCAUAGAUAAAGAUGAUAUUACCAUUGAUUUUAAUUUUAUUUUUGAACUGUUUAUAUUACAAGAGCAAGAAGGCUGCCAUUUAGCUAAUAAACUUAGAAAAAGCCACAUAUAUUAUUUUAAACAAAAAAUGAAAGUAAAGCUUACAACACAGUUACUUAGUCAGUCAGUUGCUGAUGCUCUUAGAUUUUGUAAAUAUAAUUUAAAUCUUGAAAAUUUUUCUGAUGUAGAUGCUACUAUUAAGUUUAUAGAAAUUUUUAAUAAUGCAUUAUAUACCACUUUUCAGGGUUAA
This is a messenger RNA of Daktulosphaira vitifoliae (grape phylloxera), 531 nucleotides long. RefSeq lists its product as uncharacterized. NCBI's taxonomy places the organism in Eukaryota, Metazoa, Arthropoda, Insecta, Hemiptera, Phylloxeridae. The transcript has a single exon. The coding region runs from base 1 to 531 and encodes 176 amino acids. The record is from RefSeq and is a predicted model, not a curated record.